AUGCUAGAAGGGUCAGCAAAAAAAGUGGAGAAAGCAUUGCUAGAAGUACUAGAAAUAACAAUAUUCCAGAAUUUUAAAGAAAAUAGUAAAUUUAUUAAAGAUUAUCUUAACUAUGUAAAAAAAAUGCAAUUGGCAGAAAAUCCUGAUGAAUAUGCUAAAUAUAUUGCAAGAAAACUGAUUUCAGAUGAAAUAUCAUAUAAUAUAAGAAUAAAAAAAGAAGAAAAUGUGAAAUAUCUAAAGAGAAUACAAAAGGAUUAUUCAAGAACUUCUUAA
This is a messenger RNA of Funneliformis mosseae, 273 nucleotides long. Lineage: Eukaryota; Fungi; Glomeromycota; Glomeromycetes; Glomerales; Glomeraceae. The record is from the annotation of a GenBank genome assembly.